Messenger RNA from Cydia pomonella (codling moth), 5575 nucleotides. Its product is annotated as glycogen debranching enzyme. Lineage: Eukaryota; Metazoa; Arthropoda; Insecta; Lepidoptera; Tortricidae. The coding region runs from base 41 to 5527 and encodes 1828 amino acids. Gene Ontology annotation, biological process: glycogen catabolic process. The transcript is spliced from 25 exons. Gene Ontology annotation, molecular function: amylo-alpha-1,6-glucosidase activity; 4-alpha-glucanotransferase activity. The record is from RefSeq and is a predicted model, not a curated record.
UGACCGGGGCCGCGGCGCGCACUCCCGCGGGUGACACGAAAUGCUGCGGCGCGACUCGGCGCGCGAGCGCGAGCUCGAGUACGGCCGCGCGCUCGAGAAGCUCGACCACGACAAGCGAGAGAAGCCUGACAGGCGCGACAAGGAGAUCAGACCAAGAGCGCGCACGCCCGAUGGAGCUGUUCUGGCGAGGAGGCAGAUGGCGAUCGAGCGCGGCGCGGCGGCGGAGGUGGCGCCCACCCCGCACCCGCCCUCCCCGCGCGCCGCCAGCCCCGCGCCCGACGACCCGCGCCCGGGGCCCGCCACGCGGCUGUUGACCCUCGCGCACGGCGAACACCAUGAUUCCACCAUCUAUCGGUUUGAGAAGGGCACGACCAUUCGGUUCUGCCCGGGGCCCAGCCUGCUCGGUCGCAAGGUUUUCCUCUACACCAACUACAUCAUCACCGACAGCCAGGAUGAAAAGGCGGAAGUUUCCGAGUUCGUUCGCAAUCAGUACUACGCGCUGGAGUGGCGGCGCGAGGAUGAACAAGGAUUAGAAGAGCUCGGUACGGGAGCACUCAUCACCGAUACGGACCUCUACGCUGAGUUGAAGCUGACGAGAGCUGGGGCCUUCCACUACUACUUCGUAUAUGAUAGCGCAGAGUCGUCGAUCGGGCCCACGGGCUCGGGCUGGCUGCAGUGCGCGGGCGCGCUGCGCGUGGGCGCGGGCGGGCGCGAGGCGCUGCGCGUGGAGGCGCUGGCGUGCCAGACCGUGCUGGCCAAGUGCCUGGGGCCGCUGGCGCGCUGGGAGGACACGCUCCGCGUGGCCAAGGAGAGCGGCUACAAUAUGAUACACUUCACCCCCAUACAGGAACUGGGCGCCUCCAACUCGAGCUACAGCCUGGCGGACCAGCUGAAGCUGAACCCCGCGUUCGGCGCCGACGCCUCCUUCGCCGACGUAGAGAACCUGCUCACCAAGCUGCGCUGCGAGUGGCACAUGGCGUCCAUGUGCGACGUGGUCCUCAACCAUACGGCCAACGAGACGCCGUGGCUGGCUCUUCAUCCCGAGGCCACCUACAACUGCGCCAACGUGCCGCGCCUGCGCGCCGCCGCGCUGCUGGACGCGGCGCUGGCGCGCGCGGCGCGCGGCGCGGCGCGGGGCGACCUGCUGCCGCGCGGCGUCCCGCCCGCAAUCAACUCCGACGACCAUCUGCAGGCCGUGCGACAUUACCUGGAGACCUCGGUUAUACCGGAGCUGCGCUUGCACGAACUGUACACCUGCAAUGUUGCUGAAUUGCUUCAACAGUUCUACUGCCUCGCCAGGAAUAAAGUGCCCCCAGUGUCGGCUGGAGCGGCGGCGGAGCUGACUCUCGUGCCGGACCCGCUCUACCGCCGCCUGCACGCCACCGUGGACAUGGACCGCGCGCUGCAGCUAUACAACGUAUACCGCGCCGACUGUUACGACGAGGAGGCGCGCCUCAAGAAAUGCUGCGAGGAGCUCCGCAGGAAGCUGGAGCAACUCAACGCUGCCGUCCGGGAGGAGGUGGAGGCGCACCUGCGCGCCGCGCUCGACAACUGCGUCGCCGGCAUGAGAUACUUUCGCUUGCAGGCCGACGGGCCUAAAAUAGAAGAGGUGAGCGAGAAGAAUCCACUGGUGCCCAGAUACUUCACGGCGGUGGGCGAGUGCGGCUCGGCGGCGGAGGCGGAGGCGCUCGUGUUCGGCGACGGCGGCCGCUUCGUCAUGGCGCACAACGGCUGGGUCAUGGACGCUGAUCCUCUGAUGGACUUCGCCAACACUUCCAACGUGUACCUCCGGAGGGAGCUCAUCGCCUGGGGCGACAGCGUCAAGCUCAGAUACGGCGACAAGCCGGAGGACAGCCCUUGGCUGUGGGCGCACAUGCGCGAGUACGUGGAGCUGACGGCCGAGCUGUUCGACGGGCUCCGGCUUGACAACUGUCACUCCACGCCGUUACACGUGGCAGAGUACAUGAUGGAUUGCGCGCGCAACGUGAAGCCGGACCUGUUCGUGGCGGCGGAACUGUUCACCAACUCGGACCACGUCGACAACAUCUUCGUCAACCGGCUCGGCAUCUCCGCGCUCAUCCGAGAGGCGCAGGCGGCGUGGGACUCGCGCGAGCAAGGCCGCCUGCUGCACCGCUUCGGCGGGCGCCCGGUGGGAGCCUUCCGCCGCGCCGGGGUGGACGCGGCCCGGCCGGGCGUGGCGCCCGCCGUGCUGCUCGACCUCACGCACGACAACCCCUCGCCGCUCGAGAAGCGCUCCGUGCACGACGUGCUGCCCACAGCGGCGCUAGUGACCAUGGCGUACUGCGCGUCGGGCUCCACGCGCGGGUUGGACGAGCUCGUCCCGCACCACAUACACGUGGUGGACGAGGCGAGGCUCUACCCCGCGUGGGGCACCGAGGAGGGCGACGUGGGCCCGUCGCACGGCCUGAUACAGGCCAGGAGGGAGCUCAACCUGCUGCACUAUCAGCUCGCUCAGCAAGGCUACGAUGAGGUAUAUGUGGACCAGAUGACGGAUGCGGUGACGGCGGUGACGCGCCACUGCUCCCGGUCGCGGCGCUCGGUGCUGCUGGCCGCGCACACCGCCUUCGCGGCGCCGCAAGGGGAUGCUGCGCUGCCUCCGCCGCUGCGCUUCGAGGGAGAUCUCGAGGAGAUACUCUUUGAGAUGGAGCUUCAGCCCAGGAGCGGCGCGGUGUACACCAAAAAUCCGCGCUUCAUCAACGGCCUGGAGCAGUGGACGGCCGCCGUCCGUCGCCGGCCGGCGCCGGACGCUGCGCGGUUCGUGGCGGCCGCUCGGAGGGACGGCGUCCACACCGUGCUGGACUGGCGCGCCUUCCCGCCCGGCGCGGUGAUAGCCGUGCGGAUAGCGCCUCGCGCCGCGCACCGCGCCGCGCUGGACGCCGCGGCGCGCGCGCUGCGGGCGUGGGAGGCGCGCGCGCCCGACGCGCUGGGCCUGGAGCGCGCCCUGCAGCCGCUCGACCUGGCCGACUUCAACGCGCUGCUGUACCGGUGCGACGCGGAGGAGCGCGACGCGGGCGCCGGGGGCGUCUACGACGUGCCCGGCCACGGCCCGCUCGUCUACGCCGGCCUGCAGGGCGCGGUGUCGCUGCUGGAGGAGGUCCGCGCGGGCGAGGCGCUGGGGCACGCGCUGUGCGACAACCUGCGCGCGGGCGACUGGCUGCUGGACUACACGUGGCGGCGGCUGGCCGCGCCGCGCGCCGCGCCGCGCGCCGCGCCGCGCCUCGCCGCCGUGGCCGCGCGCCUGCGGGAGCUGCUGGCUCCUCUCUCCGAGCUGCCGAGGUACCUAGUGCCGGCGUAUGCGGAGGCGACGCUGCGCGCCGUGCACGACGUGGUGACGCGCGCCGCGCUGGCGCGCAUGACGCCCGAAUGCCGCGCGGGCGAGCUGCCUCGCGCGCUGGCGCUGUGCAGCGUGCAGCUGACGGGCGCCGUGCCCAGCGCGCGCCUGCCCGCGCCCUCCCCCGCGCUGCCCCCGCCGCGCCCGCCGCCCGCGCCCGCCUCCGUCACCCUCUCCGCCGGCCUCCCGCACUUCGCCACCGGCUACAUGCGCUGCUGGGGCCGCGACACCUUCAUCGCGCUGCGCGGCACGUUGCUGCUCACGGGGAGAUACCAGGUGUGUGCUAUACUGUGUCCCCUCCCCCUGCCCGCGCCCGCCUCCGUCACCCUCUCCGCCGGCCUCCCGCACUUCGCCACCGGCUACAUGCGCUGCUGGGGCCGCGACACCUUCAUCGCGCUGCGCGGCACGUUGCUGCUCACGGGGAGAUACCAGGUGUGUGCUAUACUGUGUCCCCUCCCCCUGCCCGCGCCCGCCUCCGUCACCCUCUCCGCCGGCCUCCCGCACUUCGCCACCGGCUACAUGCGCUGCUGGGGCCGCGACACCUUCAUCGCGCUGCGCGGCACGUUGCUGCUCACGGGGAGAUACCAGGUGUGUGCUAUACUGUGUCCCCUCCCCCUGCCCGCGCCCGCCUCCGUCACCCUCUCCGCCGGCCUCCCGCACUUCGCCACCGGCUACAUGCGCUGCUGGGGCCGCGACACCUUCAUCGCGCUGCGCGGCACGUUGCUGCUCACGGGGAGAUACCAGGUGUGUGCUAUACUGUGUCCCCUCCCCCUGCCCGCGCCCGCCUCCGUCACCCUCUCCGCCGGCCUCCCGCACUUCGCCACCGGCUACAUGCGCUGCUGGGGCCGCGACACCUUCAUCGCGCUGCGCGGCACGUUGCUGCUCACGGGGAGAUACCAGGAGGCCCGCGCGCACAUUCUUGGUUUCGCGGCGUGUUUGAGACACGGCCUCAUCCCGAACUUACUUGACGGCGGAAAUAAUGCCCGCUUCAACUGCAGGGACGCCGUGUGGUGGUGGCUGCAGGCCAUUAAACAGUACGUGACAGAAGCGCCGCAAGGCGCGGCGCUGCUGUCGGACCCGGUGUCGCGACUGUUCCCUAAAGACGACAGCCAGCCCGCCCCGCCCGGGGCCGUCGACCAGCCGCUCUUCGACGUCAUGCAGGAGGCACUCACCGUACACUUCCAGGGCCUGGUGUUCCGCGAGCGCAACGCCGGGCGGCAGAUCGACGCGCACAUGACGGACAAGGGCUUCAACGUGCAGAUCGGCAUCCAGCCCGACACCGGCUUCCCCUUCGGCGGCAACGACGCCAACUGCGGCACCUGGAUGGACAAGAUGGGCUCCUCCGAGAAGGCCGGCACUAGAGGAAAACCUGCCACGCCGAGGGACGGGAGCGCCAUCGAACUGGUAGCUUUGGCCUACAGCACGGUGUCCUGGCUGGCGGAGCUUCAUCGUACCGGUCGGUUCCCGCACGCGGGAGUAGCGCGAAGACACACAGACGGCUCGCUCACGUCCUGGAGCUACGCGCAGUGGGCGGAGCGCAUCCGGCGCUCCUUCGAGCGCUACUUCUGGGUGCCCGCGGCGCCCUCCGCGCAGGACCUGCGCCCCGACCUGGUGCACCGCCGCGCCAUCUACAAGGACUCGCACGGCGCCUCGCAGCCCUGGGCCGACUACCAGCUGCGCUGCAACGCGGUCGUCGCCAUGGCCGUCGCGCCCGAGCUCUUCGACCCCAAGCACGCGUGGCUCGCGCUCGACACCACCGAGAGGCUGCUCCUCGGCCCGCUCGGACUGAAGACUCUCGACCCGGCCGACUGGGCGUACCGCCCCGAGUACGACAACUCCGACAACUCGGACGACCCCAGCGUCGCGCACGGGUUCAACUACCACCAGGGCCCCGAGUGGGCGUGGCCGCUCGGCUUCUACCUGCGCGCGCGGCUCGCCUUCGCGCACGACGCCGGCCGCUGGGCCCGGACGCUCGCCGCCGUGCACGCCGCCCUGGCCGCGCCGGCCGCCGAGCUGCGCCGCUCGCCCUGGCGCGGCCUGCCCGAGCUCACGGGCCCCGGCGGCGCGCCCUGCCGCGACUCGUGCCGCUCGCAGGCCUGGUCCGCCGCCUGCCUGCUCGAGCUGCUGCACGAGCUGCGCGCGGCGCGGCGCGCGCGCCCGCUGGCCGCCGACUGACGCCGCCCGCGCCGCCUCCGCCACGCCCCCGCCGCCGCCGCCGCCACC